Messenger RNA from Condylura cristata (star-nosed mole), 429 nucleotides. RefSeq names its product ribonuclease pancreatic-like. The transcript has a single exon. The record is from RefSeq and is a predicted model, not a curated record. The coding region runs from base 1 to 429 and encodes 142 amino acids. Gene Ontology annotation, molecular function: nucleic acid binding; RNA nuclease activity. Lineage: Eukaryota; Metazoa; Chordata; Mammalia; Eulipotyphla; Talpidae.
AUGGCUCUGAAGACCCUCGUCCUGUUCUCCCUGCUGGCCCUGGGGCAGCUGGUGCCCAAAGUGGUACAGACUUGCACAGAGGAGUCUCCGGCUAAGGAUUUCCAGCGGCAGCACAUGGACCCUGGCCAUUUUCCCAACAACGGCACCUACUGCAAUAGGAUGAUGUACUCACGGAAUAUGACACAUGGGUUCUGCAAAAAGUUUAACACCUUUGUGCAUGAGUCCAAGGCGGAUGUCGACGCUGUCUGCCGUGAGAGAAAUGUCACCUGCAAGAAUGGGAUGGGCAAUUGCCACAAGAGCAAGUACACAAUGCGCAUCACAGACUGUAGCACAGAAUGUCCCUACCUCACAGAGAGCAAAGAGAAACGCAUCAUCAUUGCCUGUGCAGGGCACCCGCCCGUGCCUGUCCAUUUUGACAGAUAUGUGUAG